Messenger RNA from Andrographis paniculata, 1582 nucleotides. RefSeq names its product cyclin-D5-1. Gene Ontology annotation, cellular component: nucleus; cytoplasm; cyclin-dependent protein kinase holoenzyme complex. Lineage: Eukaryota; Viridiplantae; Streptophyta; Magnoliopsida; Lamiales; Acanthaceae. Bases 154 to 1110 code for a protein of 318 amino acids. The record is from RefSeq and is a predicted model, not a curated record. Gene Ontology annotation, biological process: mitotic cell cycle phase transition; regulation of cyclin-dependent protein serine/threonine kinase activity. The transcript has 6 exons. Gene Ontology annotation, molecular function: cyclin-dependent protein serine/threonine kinase regulator activity.
UUGCUUCUUUCCAUAGUCAAAAUUUCCUCAGAAUCUCUUUCUUCGUGCAAGAAAAUCCGUUUACUGAAUCUGUACUCGCCGCGAUUUCGCAUUGCCAAUUUGUAUUUUGCUCUGCGGAGAGUGUUUUUUCGGUGCGGAAGAGAGGCGUCGAACAUGGAAACCGAAGGUUCGCUGCCGAAUCUGCUGUGUAAAGAGGAUGAAUCAUCGCUGAACGUCUCGCGUUGCGAGCAGAAUGAAUGCUUGGAGUUCUGUUCUGUUUCGGAAUCCGAUUGCGAGUUCAUCGAAAUGUUAUUGGAAAGAGAGGCCGAUUUUCGUCCCGCCGGGGGUGAAAUUGCGGCCAGUGGUGAAGGAAAUUGGUUGAAACGCGCCCGUUCCGACGCUAUUAAAUGGAUUCUGGAAACGAGAGCGGUUUUCGGAUACCAGCGUCGAACUGCGUAUCUUUCGGCGAUUUAUUUCGACAGGUUUUUAACCAAAAGGAGGUUUAGUGAUUGGAAAUCAUGGAAGAUUCAAUUGUUAUCGAUUGCUUGUUUAUCACUAGCUGCAAAAAUGGAGGAAUGUGAAGUAAGGUCAUUAACUGAAUAUCAUGUUGAUGAGUAUCAAUUUAGAGGUAAUACAGUCCAGAGGAUGGAAUUACUUGUUCUUAAUGCUCUCGACUGGAAAAUGAGCUACGUUACGCCUUAUACGUACCUGAAGUAUUUCAUCUUCAAGCUGUGCGGCAAAUCUAUUAGCAAUGAGCAUGCGAAUUUAGCUUCAGACUUAGUGUUGGCAGUAAUGGAAGAGCAUAAUGUUGGCGAACACCGGCCGUCAAUUAUUGCAGCAGCAGCAGUUUUAGCAUCUUAUGAUUGUCGAUUAAACAAAAUUACAUUGGAGAAUAAGAUGGAGGCAAUCCCAUCAUGGGGGUCCCGGGAAAAAGAACAAACAAUCUCUUGCUACACUAUCUUUCAAGAAAUUAUGACAUUGAGGACCUUUGAACCUAUUAUUUAUCAAACUUCGUCGUCAUCCCUUUCAAUUGAUGAUUCGAAGAUCACAUCUCGAGAUAGCGCCAAAAGAAGGCUCAACUUUGACGAUGGAGGCCGGCGUUGUCUGGUGAAGAGAAUUAACAAGUCAUAAUAAUGCCGACUCUCGGAAGCUCCCCGAGCCCCGGCACCACUCUAUGCAUCCACACCCCACCCCAGAAAUGGGGUCCGAGGAGCUCCUAAGGUUGUUCAUAAUCAUUCAUGGAAGAGCCAAGGAUGAGGGUACCACAUAUUUUGAUUUCUUUCUUUCUUUCAUUAAAUUUGAUUUGUUUAUAUAUGAGUGUGGUGGCUCCAUUACAUUCUUACAUCACCUGUGCGAUCACAAGUUGUGAGAGAGAGAGAGAGAGCAUAGGUACAAACAAGAAAACACACAUCCUCCAUGAGAAUUGGAAUUUGGAAUGAAUUUUUGUGAUAGAGAGAUAACAUAUUAGAUUAGAGAUGCAUGAUUGUGUGUGUGUGGGAAAUUACAACAGUAUUGCAGGGGUCCUAUCUAUCUAUCUAUCUAUCCAUCCUUUGAUUGUUCACAUGGUUGAGUGAAAAGCUUGGCCAGUCUGUAUUGUAUUGUG